AUGGGUGUUUCAGGCAAUAUCAUGUUGUCCGCAAGAAGCUGGAUAACUGUGAUCGUAGCUGCCAUGCUGGGCGCCAUCAUGAUUGCUCGUUUAUAUGCCAUGUAUCAUGGAUCUAAAAAGAUGCUUACCUUUCUCGUCGUAAUCUUUCUAGCUGUGAAUAUUUCCUGCGUAGUGAUAGCGGCGAUGAUAUUGAAGCAUGUUGUCGGAGAGGAGGCGAUACUUUCUGGCACCCAUAUAUGCAGUUAUGACUUCGAGGGAAAUUACCAACUUCUCUCAGUAAUGACUUGGGCUAUCACAGCUGCAUGGGAGGUCCUUGCACUGUGUCUUGCACUCUGGAUUACUGCAAAACGAUUCCGUGACUUGCGACGACUUAGAACAUCGAUUGGAUCAACCAUCGGAGACUGUCUCACAAUGUUGAUCAAAUCCCACUUGCUUUACUUUGCAGGCUUUCUUACUGUUGCUUGCCUCGAGCUUGGCCGUAACUCUUCACAAAUCCCAGACUCGACUACCACGGAAACUCAGAUAUAUGAAGGCUUUCUUCAAAUUUUCUUGAACGUGCAGAUGUUUGUACUGGGACCACGAAUCAUUAUUAGCGUCCGAGAAUAUAACGCUAAGCUCGUGAACGAAUCCGACACAAACACGCACAUGACUUCGAUUGCCUUCCAGGAACGUACAUACGUGCCAACUAGCAGUACCGUGUAG
Messenger RNA from Suillus plorans, 702 nucleotides. RefSeq lists its product as uncharacterized. The record is from RefSeq and is a predicted model, not a curated record. Lineage: Eukaryota; Fungi; Basidiomycota; Agaricomycetes; Boletales; Suillaceae. The transcript is spliced from 5 exons. The coding region runs from base 1 to 702 and encodes 233 amino acids.